Galendromus occidentalis (western predatory mite) is the source of this 1509-nucleotide messenger RNA. It is a transcript of the gene roq, whose product is annotated as RING finger and CCCH-type zinc finger domain-containing protein roquin. Gene Ontology annotation, biological process: ubiquitin-dependent protein catabolic process; nuclear-transcribed mRNA catabolic process, deadenylation-dependent decay; protein polyubiquitination. The transcript has 7 exons. Gene Ontology annotation, cellular component: cytoplasmic stress granule. The record is from RefSeq and is a predicted model, not a curated record. Lineage: Eukaryota; Metazoa; Arthropoda; Arachnida; Mesostigmata; Phytoseiidae. Gene Ontology annotation, molecular function: double-stranded RNA binding; ubiquitin protein ligase activity; RNA stem-loop binding. The coding region runs from base 1 to 1302 and encodes 433 amino acids.
AUGGAUAUUUUGCUGUGUCCAGCUUGCGAGCAAAAAUUUUCGCCAAUUGUCCGUCGGCCCUUGAUCCUCUCCUGUGGACAUACUCUUUGUCAACUCUGUCUAGAACGGCACCGGAAAAAUUGUGAAAAUGGUGAUCAAGACGUCGUUAGUGAGAACACGGUCAUCCUCCAGAUGCUGGGGGAAGGCUUGGAGCCUGGCGAGGCAGAUUACUCCAUUACUCUGGCCUAUCAACAAAUCUGCUCUUUCGCGACCAUGACACGAGCUGGAGGCAAUACAGCACCGAUUCCCAACCUGAGUCGACCGAUGCAGCGGAAACUACUUGCCCUGGUCAACUCGAACCUCGAUGAUCAGUUCGGGCGGCAGAAGGCACUCAAAGCCGCUCGGUCAUUGGCAGAGCGAUCACUUGUAGAGAUCAUCCUAGAACAACAAUCUUCGGGUCAGCUCACCGCUUCCCUCUGGGCCGCUGUUCGCGCCCGCGGCUGCCAAUUCCUCGGUCCUGCUAUGCAGGAAGAGGUAUUGAGACUCGUGCUUCUGGCUCUGGAAGACGGUUCGGCCCUCUCGCGGAAGGUAUUGGUGAUGUUUGUAGUCCAACGAUUAUCGGUCAUAUUUCCACACGCCUCGAAAACUUCGAUCGGACAUGUUGUUCAACUGCUGUACCGUGCUUCGUGUUUCGUGGUGGCCAAGCGAGAUGGUGACUCUUCAUUGAUGCAACUCAAGGAGGAGUUCCGGACGUACGAGGCGCUGAGACGAGAGCACGAUACGCAAAUCGUUCAAAUCGCCUGCGAGGCUGGACUUCGCAUCGCUCCCGAACAAUGGUCGAGUUUGCUAUACGGAGACAGUACGCAUCGAUCGCAUAUGCAGAGCAUCAUCGACAAACUCCAGUCCCCCCAAACGUUGGAGCAAACUUCGAAAGAACUCAUGUCUCUCGCCGCCCGAGGCAACUACGGCCUCACAUCACUCCUCCACGUCAUCCAGCAGCCGAUUAAGAUUCUUGAGUGGAACGUCGAGAAAAUGGCGUCAUCCGGAAAAUCUGUCCUCGAUUUCAUCACGGCAGCCUUGACUGUCGUGGACUGUUGCCUCCAAUUGAUGCAGCAUAAGAACCAGAUUCCAAUUCAGCAAGCUACUCUCGCCCAUACGGCUUAUAAAUACAGGGUUAAUCUCUGCAGAGAUAUGAACAAUUUCGGGGGCUGCCCCAGAGGGAGCGCAUGUACUUUCGCUCAUUCUCUCAGAGAACAAGAACAUUUUAGAAUGAUGAGUAAAUCCCAUCCUUUGUCACAAGUCAGUCAUCACGACGGUCACUGAUGCAGGAGUUGGAUAUCCUCAGAGUCUGAAUCGACCUCCACUAAGUAGUCUCGUAUGUUCCGCCCCGAGCACCGGACGUCUGAGAGCCGAGCCGCAAACCGCGUCGCAGAUCUAGGAGUCGAAGCCUCCUUCAGGCAACGCUCAUAGUAGUGACGCUACAAGAAACAACACGGCAGGAGAGCGGAACUUGAAGGAAUUUCCCGCAAG